This is a messenger RNA of Lichtheimia ornata, 1131 nucleotides long. RefSeq lists its product as uncharacterized. The record is from RefSeq and is a predicted model, not a curated record. Bases 1 to 1131 code for a protein of 376 amino acids. Gene Ontology annotation, biological process: SCF-dependent proteasomal ubiquitin-dependent protein catabolic process. Gene Ontology annotation, cellular component: SCF ubiquitin ligase complex. Lineage: Eukaryota; Fungi; Mucoromycota; Mucoromycetes; Mucorales; Lichtheimiaceae. The transcript has a single exon.
AUGAUGGAUGAACUUUAUCAAUCACUCAAUUGCUAUCGGGGGCGACAAUCAUUACCAGCCGAGAAGGAUAUGAUUGAAUGUCAUUUGGUGUUCCAGCUUCCUGAAAUCGUUAGCCUGAUUAUGCAAUUUCUUCCAAACCACCAAACAUCACGCCGAAAAUGUCUACCCAACAACAAGCAACGAUUGCAAUGGAUAUACCCAUGUCUUUUUGUGAACCGAUUAUGGCAUGAUUGUGCCGCACGCAUUAUGUAUCAGAUGGCCAUCUUUGAAGAUGGGACGCUUGCUGAUUUUGCAAGCUUUGCAGCCGUUUGCGGUACCAAUGCUAAUGCAGAUCACCCACGACCACUUGCAUUACAGCACCCAGUACAACGUUUGCUCAGUGAUCAACGACGUAACGUGUAUCGACGUAGCCUACGCACAUUAGCAGUACGUCGACUUAAGGAUAAAGGCCAUGUAUCAACAUUGGAAAAAAUGGGCGCAUACAUGGUCCAUUUGGAGAAAUUAGAAGUAUACAUUUGUGAUCCAGUGAGCAAUGCAACCAUUGAACCAUUUGUACGACCCUCAUUAGUCGAAUUGACUUUGGCUGGUUGUGCAAGGGUCGACGAUAACCUUUUGCUGCAGGUGGCUGCCACGUGUCCAAAUUUGCAGCAUCUCGACGUACGCGCUUGCAGUAGCGUAUCAGAUGUAUCCAUCAGUGCUAUUGCGUAUGCGUGCCCCAACUUGCGUCAUCUCAAUGUGGGUCGUGUGCGAGACCAUGAUUUGAUCACCAGCCGCUCCAUCAGCUUAAUUGCGAGGCUCACUCGUGUGAGCGUUGUUGGAUUUGCAGGUUGUGCUAUCACAGAUGAUUGCAUGCUAUUACUUGCACGUCUACGUUGCCACGAUAUCGAACGCGUAUCAAUCAAUCAUUGUCCUCGUCUCACCAAUCGCACCUUACGAGCAUUCAUGUAUUACUGUAACAAGCUCACAGUAUUUGAAAUGAAGGAAUGUCAUAGCAUGGAUGAUUGGGAAGCCGUAGCAAAACUUGUUGAGCGUCAAGUUUUACUCACCCUUUGCCAACAACAAAAUCGGGCGUGUGCUGAAUGGGCCAAGAGACACGGAAGAAAACUCAAUGUUAAGGCACCCAUAAAAUAA